Messenger RNA from Menidia menidia (Atlantic silverside), 1461 nucleotides. The record is from the annotation of a GenBank genome assembly. NCBI's taxonomy places the organism in Eukaryota, Metazoa, Chordata, Actinopteri, Atheriniformes, Atherinopsidae.
AUGUGGCUCCAGGUUUCUUUCCUCUGUUUGGCCUUUUUGACCCUGCUCCCACACGGCCGGGCCCAGGAGCUCGCCUCAUUGGAUCGCUCCGUGGACGCCGCCGGACGCUGCCUCUACACCUUCACCGCGGCCGGUCCGGAGCAGUCCGGCUGCUCCGGGCCCGGCGGCCAGCCGCAGACCGACGGGGUCCUGGCCCGCCUCACGCUCCUGGAGGCCCUGCUGGGCCCCGGAGGGGUGAGCCUCCCGGACGCUUACUCCCGGGCGGUUCGGGAGAGGGACCGGCUGCUGGGGGAGAAGGAGACGCUGACCAGGCGGCUCGGGGAGCUGCGCGACACCGUGGCCGAGCUGAGCCGGGAGGCGGAGGGCCUGAGGCGGGGGGGGGCCUGCCGGCAGAACGACACCUCGGGGCCCACCGGUCAGGAAAACACACCUGCUGCUGGUAGGCACACACCGGAGCAGAAACUCUUCAAUUACGUGACAAAAAGAGCUGUUCCGAACACUGAGAAAUGCUUUUGCUUGUCUUUUAAGAUGGUAAAAGGAAACAAAUGUUUUGAUGCUUUCGACAAUGGCACUUAUCAAGAGAUGAAGGCCGAGGUGACCGAAGUUGCUGCCUCCCACUUCAUUCCCGAGGGAAACCGCAGUCUCUCAGGCUGCGGGGAGCUGCUGGCGGUGGGGGAGCCUGAGCUGCACAGGACGGCCGACGGCAUCACGGGGAAGUACGGCGUCUGGCUGCAGGACCCUGAGCCCCCGGAGGCCCCGGACGCCCCGGAGAGCCCGGUGCCCCUCUACACCAACCAGACCGUGUGGCGCAUCGACGCGGUGGGGUCGGACCUGCGUCGGCUCUUCGCGUACGAAGACCUGGACCAGUUCUCCAGGGGGUUCCCCAUGAAGGUGCUGCUCCUGCCGGAGCCCCUGGAGAGCACGGGGGCCGCGCUGUACCGGGGCUCGCUCUACUACCAGCGCCGGCGCAGCCGCACCCUCAUCCGCUACCGGCUGGCCGCCGAGAGCCUGGCGGCGCGGCGGGACCUGCCCGGCGCCGGCUUCCACGGCCAGCACCCCUACUCCUGGGGGGGGUACACGGACAUCGACCUGGCGGCCGACGAGCGGGGCCUGUGGGCCAUCUACAGCACCGCGGAGGCCAAGGGCGCCAUCGUGAUCUCCCGGCUGGACCCGGAGAGCCUGGAAGUGAGGCGCAGCUGGGAGACGGGCGUGAGGAAGAGCGCGGUGGCCAACGCCUUCAUGCUGUGCGGGCGCCUGUACACGCUGGCCAGCUACACCGCCCCCAACACCACCCUCAACUACGUGUUCGACACGGCCUCGGGCGCCGGGCGGACCGCCGCCGUGCCCUUCGCCAACAAGUACGGCUACAACAGCAUGGUGGACUACAACCACGCCCGGAGGAAGCUGUACGCGUGGGACAACUUCCACAUGGUCACCUACGACGUCACGCUGAGCAGCUGA